Carya illinoinensis is the source of this 2443-nucleotide messenger RNA. Its product is annotated as ankyrin-3-like. The transcript has 6 exons. Gene Ontology annotation, cellular component: plasma membrane. NCBI's taxonomy places the organism in Eukaryota, Viridiplantae, Streptophyta, Magnoliopsida, Fagales, Juglandaceae. The record is from RefSeq and is a predicted model, not a curated record. Gene Ontology annotation, molecular function: protein phosphatase 1 binding; protein phosphatase regulator activity. Bases 304 to 2169 code for a protein of 621 amino acids.
UUCUUUGAAAUGAAACCUAUUGGUGCUUCUCUUUUAGUCCAAGAUAUAUCUUAAGCUUCUCUCAUGUCAUUGUUCCAGACCAGUUUGAAGGGAAGGGUGCUACCACUUUUCGACGUCUUGCAUUGUUUUCCUUCAGCCUUUUCCUCAGCUCAGGUGACGAGUGAUAUUCGUUUGACACUGUUUUGAGAAAAUUCAGAGAAGUUAAAAAGUCCAGGCUUCUACGUAGGAUUUGAGAAAGCCCGUUGAAUUAGCUUCAUCAUCAGCAAUAUUAGUUUAUUUGAUAUAGUUUUGCAACUCAAGGUGAUGGAUCCAGCAAAUAUCUAUAGAGCUGUAGCUAAAAAUGAUGCUGCAUUCUUUAACCAGAUCGAGUCUUACCUACACGGUUCUGAGAAUAUUCUCAUGCCGAUAACAGACAAUGAGGACUCCAUUCUACAUGUUGCAACAAAAUUCAGACGAGAAGAAUUUGCUAAAAAACUCAUCAACUUGAACCAAUUACUUAUUAAUCAGAAAAAUAAGAAAGGUGACACUCCACUACAUGUUGCAGCAAGUAUAGGGUGUUGGGGCAUCACAAAACUCCUAAUAGAUCGUUCAAGUUCAAGUAUUUUGGAGACAGUAAACAUAGACAAGGAUACGGCAUUGCACGUUGCUGUGAGAAAUGAUAAACACUCAGUUGUGGAGUUACUAAUUCACCACAAUCAAGCGCUAGCUAAGAUGGUUAAUGAAGUUGGAGAAUCCGCACUCUUUCUUGCUGUAGAAAGAAACAAUUACCAUACUGCUAAGUUCAUCUUAAAUGCUGCUCCAGAAUCAAUACACUAUGGAGGAAGAGACCACAUGAAUGUGUUGCACAUAGCCAUCAUUCGGAUGGAGGCAAAGAGUCAAGAUCAGGACUUACUUAGUGCCUUUAUGAGAAGGUUCGCGGCCUCCCUUAUAAAGUGGGUUUUCGCUUGUCUUCCUUAUUCUAGCAGUUCGCCCCCUGCCUCCCGAAUUCGACCAAUAACCAUGGAAGAUCACAUUGUAGCAGAUUUUCUGUCGGAGGUGCUACAAAGAGAGCCAAAUUUAGCCUCGGAAGCCGAUGAUUUUGGGUGGACUCCUCUGCACUAUGCUGCAUGCUACGGCAGUGUGCAAGUCAUGAAACUGUUACUACAUCAUGCAGGUUCUUCGGCGGUUUACAAAAAGGACAAGGAAGGAAUGUCUGCUCUUCACAUUGCAGCCGAGCAAGGCCACCUCAAGGUAGUGAAGAAGGUGGUUUCAGAAUUUGCUAGUACGUACGAACUAUUGGACAAUAAAGGCCGUACGCCCCUCCAUGUGGCUGCGGAAAGUGGGAAAAGCUUUUUCACACUCCGGUUUCUGAUUUCGAAAGUGCCUGAUGAUCUCAUAAACAAGCAGGAUAGCAGUGGCAACACGCCGUUGCAUCUGGCUGCUGUCCACGCACAUUUCAAAACACUACUUCCACUGUCGAACGAUAUAAGAGUGGACAAAGCGGCUGUUAACAAGGAAGGCCUAAGCUUCUUGGAAAUUCUUGAAUCAAGGAUUAGGGCGAGACCGUCUAUUGAGAAAAUCAUCACGAGUAUAAUUGAGCCUUAUGGCUUUCUACCACGUUUACAAGCAGCGUUUCCCAGAAGAACCAUCAAAGUACAAACUACUGGGACCAGCGAACCACAAAUCGAGAGGAGAAAAACAUCAAAGCAAGAAGAAGAUGACUCAUCUAUUCAUGGGAAAACAGAACAAGGGGCAAACGGUUCUUUUAUGAAGGAGAAGGCUAAUGUCAACUUACUUGUAGCAACCUUCGUUGCCACUGUCACCUUUGCAGCUAUUUUCACCAUGCCUUAUAUAAAGGAUGGUGCAACUUCUGGUCAGAAGUUGGCUUUCGGCGCAUUUGCAAUUGCGAAUUCCAUCUCAUUUGUUUUGUCCACUGUCUCAAUGUAUUUCCAUUUCGAGGCUUUUGGAAUCGAAGAAGCCACUGAUAUAUUCUCAAAAUUACACUAUUGCUCCAGGCUAAUCCUUCCAUGGGCUAUUCAUGCAUUGGUGGUAGCUUAUUCUACAGGCUCAUAUGGAGUCUUGGCACAAUUCUAUCCGAAAAUUGCUUCUUCAGCCUUCGGAUUGGGUUUAAUCUUCUUUAUUGGCCCUAUCUUCCCCUUCAAUAAGUUUGUAAGGUCGCUAUUUAAAUGACAUGGUACGCAUAUUUUAUUACAAAAUCUCAUGCUAUUAAAAAUAGUUACAUAAAUUCUAAUAUAUGUUUAAUGGCAUAGUAUCUUGUCAUAUAAUGGGAUACCACGUGUUCAUCCUUUGAGACUACUAUUAUGGAUCAAUGUACCAAUAACUAUUUUUAUGUUUUCGAAAUGGGUCAGUUGUAUGUAACGUCAUCUUCCUUCCUUGAUAUAUAUAUAAGGGUUGGAAACUGUUGGAUUUAUGUUUUAUUUAUGCAAUCAGCUUGAUAUUAUUA